UGAAAGUGGCGGGCAGCAUCAACAUUCAUCUCAAAGAUAGCCGUGUAAGUACACGGGCAAAGAACCGAAGUUGAUCAAGUUAGCGUCAACGAGUAACAUUUAGAAGUAGACGGUUUAUUAGGAGUGUUUGAUAUCAGUGCGGAACGCCAUCAGCCGGAACCGCUGAAUGCCGUUUUCGUGAUAAUUUACCGUUAGCAGUGGAGUAAACGUGAAAAGGUAAAUAUUGGAGUCUUGCAUCAUGACAAAUGAGGAUGAUAAGGUGAUCCCAGUGCGGGUUGCCUUGCGAUGUCGCCCGCUGGUGCCGAAAGAAAUCAACGAGGGAUGUCAGUGCUGUCUCACUUUUGUGCCUGGGGAGCCACAGGUGAUUGUCGGCACAGAGAAGGCGUUCACCUAUGAUUAUGUAUUUGAUCCCAAUACUGAACAAGAGGAGGUCUUCAAAACCACUGUGACCCCGUUACUGUGUGGGCUUUUCAAAGGCUACCAUGCCACAGUUCUUGCAUACGGACAGACGGGAUCAGGAAAGACCUUCUCCAUGGGAGGAACAUACACAUCAGCUCAAGAGAAUGAUCCUUCAGUCGGAGUUAUUCCACGAGUCAUCAGAAGGAUCUUUGAGGAAAGGGAGAAGAGGACAGACUGUGAGUUUUGCCUGGCAGUAUCGUACCUGGAGAUCUAUAAUGAAGACAUAUUGGACUUGCUGUGUGCAUCAAAAGAUAAAUCUUCCCUCAGCGUUAGGGAGGACCCUAAAGAGGGCAUUAAGAUUGUGGGUUUAACUGAGAAGCAAGUGUUCUCCGCUCAAGAGAUGGUGGGUUGUCUGGAGGUUGGAAAUUCUGCUCGCACUGUGGGCUCCACGGCGAUGAACGCUGCUUCCUCGCGCUCACAUGCCAUCUUCACCAUCACACUGGAGCAGCGCAGAGGGACAGACAAAACCGACUCCAUUGUUUCAAAAUUGCACCUUGUGGAUCUGGCUGGUUCAGAGAGGCAAAAGAAAACCAAAGCGGAGGGAGAUCGUUUAAAGGAAGGCAUCAGCAUCAAUCGUGGCCUUUUGUCUCUGGGUAAUGUGAUCAGUGCCUUGGGGGAUGAAAGCAAGAAAAACAGCUUUGUUCCUUACAGAGACUCCAAGCUCACCCGCCUGCUACAAGAUUCUUUGGGAGGCAACAGCCACACUUUGAUGAUUGCAUGCGUCAGUCCCGCAGACUCGAAUCUGGAGGAGACCAUCAACACACUGCGAUAUGCUGACAGAGCUCGCAAGAUUAAAAACAAACCAAUAGUCAACGUUGACCCCAGAGCUGCAGAAAUGAGCCGUUUGAAGCAACAGGUUCAGGAGCUGCAGGUGAUGCUCCUUCAUGCCCGCGGAGGAGUCGCUCCGGUGCUCUCUGGGCCAGAGUCAGCGGAGAAUGUGACGAAGCUGUUGGAACGGAAUCGCGCUCUGCAGGAUGAGAACAAUAAGCUGAGCAGGGAGCUGAGCGAGGCAGCUGGACAGACUGCCCUCAUGUUUGAGAAGAUCAUCAUGACCGAACAUGCAAAUGAGAAACUACAAAGCAGAAUGGAACAACUGCGGGACCAUGCCGCAUGUACAGUGGAUCUUGAGAAGUUGUUGGAGACUCUGGAGGACCAGGAGCUGAAGGAGAAUGUCGAGGUGAUGAAGAACCUGCAAGACAUCAUCUUGGAGCUCAAGAAUGAGAGUGCAGGCAUCGCUGCCUCCAUUGAUGCCAUGGCUGCAGGAGAGGAUGGAGCUGAUGUCUCUGGGAAUGGCAGUAAAAAUGGGGCAGAUGAAUCUCCUACGGAUGUCACCGGCAUUGUUGGGAAGGACUCCCCGGAGGCCUUUACAACCCGUCAUGCACUGCGGCAGGCCCAGCUCUCCAAGGAACUGAUCGAGCUGAACAAAGUGUUGAGCUUGAAGGAAGCUUUUGUGAAGAAAAUGUGCCAGAACGACACCCAGCUAGAGCCGAUGCAGUCAGAGCACCAGAAAAAUGUACAGUCUCUACAGACCGCAGUGGAUUCUCUGCAGAAGGAGAAAGAGGACCUUGUUUUGGCACUUCAGUCCGCAAAGAAAGACACUAACCAGGCGAAACUCAGUGAGCAGCGGAGGAAGAGACUGCAGGAGCUCGAGGGCCAGCUUGUGGACAUGAAGAAGAAGCUUCUCGAUCAGUCCAAACUGCUGAAAAUCAAAGAGUCCUCUGUUCAAAAAGUUGGCAAGCUCAUGCAAGAAAUACAGGCUAUGAAGUCCCAGCGUACACAGCUGAUGAGGCAGAUGAGGGAGGACUCUGAGAAAUUCAGACACUGGAAGAGCAAGAAGGACAGAGAGGUGCUGCAGCUGAAGGAGAAGGAUCGUAAGCGCCAGUAUGAGCUGCUUAAACUCGAGAGGGAUUUCCAGAAGCAGGCCAACGUUCUGCGCCGUAAAACUGAGGAGGCUGCAGCUGCAAACAAGCGGUUAAAAGACGCCCUGCAGAAGAGAAGUGAGGUAGCAGAGAAACGCAAAGAUUUCCAUAACAGAGGAAUGGAAGGAGCUGCUGCAAGAGUUAAGACAUGGCUUCUCAAUGAAGUGGAGGUGAUGGUCAGCACAGAGGAGGCCCGGCGCCACCUCAAUGACUUGCUGGAGGACAGAAAGGUCCUGGCUCAGGAGAUCAACCACCUCAAACAGCAGAUGGAGGCAGGGGACCGACCUGCUGCCAAAAUCAGGCGUCGCACACUGAUCAUCUCUGAGCUGGAGACCCAGGGGGCGCUGGAAACACCUCUGACCAAACAGGUGGAGAACCUAGAGACAGAAAUGGGCCUCAGAAACGCCCAGAUAGCCGACCUUCAGCAGAAAGUUCUCGUCGCAGAUGGCGAGGGGCGUUUGAAACAGCGCAUUGAUGGCAUCACAAGCAUCGUCGAGGCCAAAUGUGCCCUCAGGGUCCUCAUGUCUGAGCUGGUGUCUGCUAAAACAGCCAGCGCCAAGCUGGAGAGUGAACUCAAACAGGAGACGGGGAAUUCACAAGAUUUAAGGCGGAUGCUAGCUGAAGAGAGAAACGUGAUGUCAGCCAUGGACAUGGAGCACCAGCAGCAGCAGGUGGAGCUGGAGCAGAGGCAUCAAGAAAAGGUCCUGUACCUCCUUAACCAGCUACAGAGCAAACCCAUAUGUGAAGAGGCCGAUGAAACAAAGGAGAACAAUGAGGAGAGUUCAAGGGAGAAGGAGCUUCUCCAGCGCCUCAAACUUCAGGAAGAAGAGCUUGAAAAGCUGCGUGAAUUAAGUGAGCAGAACCAGAAACUGGUGGAGCAGAAUGAGCAAUACAAGCAGAAACUCUCACUGCUUCACCUGGCAAGUGGAAAGAAAGUCCUUGUGCCUGUGACCAACAAUGAAAGGAGCUCAGACGACUCGUUUGAGUAUGUUCCUCCAAAGCCUAAAGGGAAGCGCUUCACCACAGCUAAACGUAGCCAGCACAGUAUGGCCAUCAACAUUGAAGAGCUGAUGUCGCCCAGUGAGGAUGAGGAAGCGGACGAGGUGGAGGAGGAUGAGUGGCGUCCUGAGAAACCUGAGAAGGGACGCAGAGCCUCAAAGAAACCAAAAGCGACUGGGUGUGCGUGUAAAGGUCGCUGCGGCAACAAGCAGUGCAGGUGUCGCAAAGGAAAGAUGACAUGCGGGGAGAACUGCCAGUGUGAUCAUGAGAAGUGCAGAAAUAUGGAUAACCGGGUGCCUUCUGAGGAUGUAAGCCAGACAGAAAGUGUUUCUAGAGACUCUGUGUCUCUCCAAGAUCCUGCAUCUGUCAGCCCUGACAACUCCACAUUCUUCAAGCCGCCAUCUUGCACUCCCACUAAGAAGGUGCUUAAAGAAAUUGGCGACAUGGGACAUCCCACUCCAGACCUGAAGUUGGUCAGGAAGCCCAUCCUGCCAGAGGAAGAGGAGGACGGUGACGACGAUGACGAGGACACAACAACAGUCAGCUUCCUCAAGAAGAAGAAAAGAAUCCUGACGAGUUUUCAGAACAGUUUUUUCUCUGGAUGCACUCCGAUCAGAGAGGAAUCGUAAUCAGCACAGAGCAGGGAGCAGGGUAGGGCUUUUUACUUUAGAUGUCCAUAUGUGUUUGAUUAAAUGUUUUGUCAACGUGUUUUCAGUCUUUUUUUAUAUGUGACUAAUCUGUUGUGUACUGUAACAUGAAAGUAGCUGUUGAUUUUGUUUUCUAUAAAGGGUAAGGAAAGGACCGUGAAUAGCAUCGGAUCUUUUACUGGAAUUAACAAUGAGAUGAUGGAAAAGCCUGUACAUAAGAUUUUAGUUUAACAUGAUAGAUGACACUUCCUAGAGCUGAAUAAAGUCUUACAGUGGAAUCGUGUUUUUAAAGAACAAAGCGUUAUUCCUUUUUGUCUGACUGUGCACCUGUGUUUACUGUCUCAGCAUCAUAAGUGAUGGAAAAUAAUUUAUUUCAUUCAUUAGUCUGUUAUGAUGUUUUACAUUGUUUCUUAGCGACACUUAAUUUUUAGUGAUUUUUUUUUACGUUGAAAAAAUGAAAUCUGAAACUGAAACUCUACAUCUAAUUUUGUACUUCAGGUAAGGUUUUACUUUUACCUGUGUAGCACCCCCUCAAAUCCCCCAAAAGCUCAGAACACAAUAAUUGCCGCUUAUAUUUACCAAUUUAUUUUUGUUUCCAUCUAUUUCUACACGGACUGUAAAGCCUGAGGCGUUGUCUCGACUUUGAAUUUAUGUAGAUCUUGAUCUCAAAUUUAGUGCACUGUGUCUUUAUUCACUUUUUCUUGUUAUGACGUUUACCUGUCACGUUUUGAACCUCACAGUUUGUUUCAAAUGCUUUCUGGAGAGCCAAGGGCACAGAUGUCAACACGAUUUCCUGACAUGAUGUUUUUAGAAUUGGGUGAAUAAAAUAGUGUAAUUAUUAUGCAACUAAGCUGUGUCUGUUCAUAAUGGUUUAAGAUCAAAUGAGUACAAAUGAUUCUGGAAAUUGUCUUUCUGUUAAGCAAAAAUGCCAAACAUUUAAUGGAUCCACAGGGUUCCCACAUUCAUAAAAUUCCUGUUUUUGAAUGUUUUUGAAUUUUGAAUAAAUAUUGUCUUAGCUAUUAUUUAAAAUAUGUUCAUAAAAAUCCCAA
Molecule: messenger RNA, 5073 nt
Organism: Epinephelus moara (kelp grouper)
Lineage: Eukaryota; Metazoa; Chordata; Actinopteri; Perciformes; Serranidae
Gene: kif4
Product: kinesin family member 4
Exons: 31
Coding region: 239-4006 (1255 amino acids)
Biological process (GO): microtubule-based movement; mitotic spindle organization
Molecular function (GO): ATP binding; microtubule motor activity; microtubule binding
Source: RefSeq, a predicted model, not a curated record